This is a messenger RNA of Pangasianodon hypophthalmus (striped catfish), 3928 nucleotides long. RefSeq names its product ubiquitin-like with PHD and ring finger domains 1 (gene uhrf1). Gene Ontology annotation, molecular function: ubiquitin protein ligase activity; protein binding. The transcript is spliced from 17 exons. The record is from RefSeq and is a predicted model, not a curated record. The coding region runs from base 508 to 2850 and encodes 780 amino acids. Gene Ontology annotation, biological process: negative regulation of gene expression via chromosomal CpG island methylation. Lineage: Eukaryota; Metazoa; Chordata; Actinopteri; Siluriformes; Pangasiidae.
AGUUUAGUUUAGUUUACGGCUUUCCCUUAAAUGUUUUCUUAAAAAAAAUAAUUGGCAGACAUUGUCUCUUUCGUUGUCUGAUAUGAUAACAUUUAAAACACUAAAAAUGCUUUUUAAAGACCAUAACGAGGUUUAUGUCCAUAAAAAGUCGUUACAUUAGCAUAAUCUCGCGAUAUGUAACCUAACGUAGGCACGUGCUGCCGCGAGAGCUCGAUUUCGCGCGCUGAGCCGAAAGCUCCGGUCAGAGAAGUGAUUGACGGGUGUGUAAGCCAAUCUGUGAGUGGAUUUCAGCCCACAGGAACCAAUAGAAACGCGACAUCGCCUGCCGCAGGAGGGGAAAACACGUUGUUGAACGAAUUUUUUUUAUUGAAUCGCUGUACGAGGUUUUAUGUAGUGCAGGUUUAAGAGUCAAAAGAGUUUUUGUAUUUCAGUCUGACGCUUGUUUGCUGAAUUAUAACCUGUUGCUUUCUUGUUUUCGAGAGGACGUAAAGACAGAGGGCUGCUGCAAUGUGGAUCCAGGUGCGCACUAUGGACGGUAAAGAGACCCACAGGGUCGACUCCCUGUCCAAACUCACUAAAGUGGAUGAGCUGAGGCUGCGAAUCAUGGAGCUCUUCAACGUUGAGCCUGAGAGACAGAGGCUCUUCUACAGAGGCAAACAGAUGGAGGAUGGCCACACUAUUUUCGACUACAAUGUGGGCCUGAAUGACAUUGUUCAGCUACUCGUGAGACAGGCGCUUCCUGCAGUCUCUUUGCCCAAAGACAAGGAGGCCGAGCUGUCAGACUCUGACUCGGGCUGCGGUUCAGGUCAGAGCGAGUCGGAUAAGAGCUCCACUCACGGAGAGUGUGAGGGUCAGAGCGCUGGAACCUCAGCCCAGAGUGACCUCAUCGACCCGGGCUUUGGCCUCUAUAAGAUAAAUGAGUUUGUAGACGCCAGAGACCUGAAUAUGGGAGCUUGGUUUGAGGCUCAGAUCUUAAACGUGACAAAAACUCCCAAACCCGCAGAAGGUGAAGGCAUGGAAACGGAUGGAGAGGACGAGAUCCGCUACCACAUCAAAUACGAAGAUUACCCGGAGAACGGAGUGGUGCAGCUCCAGGGGAAGGAUGUGCGCCCACGCGCCCGCACCAUCUACCAGUGGCACCAGCUGGAGGAGGGCAUGGUGGUCAUGGUGAACUACAACCCUGACGAGCCCAAAGAGCGUGGUUACUGGUACGAUGCUCAGAUCCAGAGGAAGAGGGAGACACGCACCCAGAGAGAGAUUUUUGGCAAAAUACUGCUUGGGGAUGCUGGUGACUCUCUGAAUGACUGCCGGAUCUUGUUUGUGAAUGAAAUCUACAAAAUCGAAGAGGCUGGAAGCUCUGAGGGUCCCGCAGCCGCUUCUGACAGCCCCCUGAAGAGAUCCAACGGGCCAGAGUGUAAACACUGUAAGGAUGACCCCAAGAAAAACUGCCGCUGGUGUAACUGCCGUGUGUGUGGGGUGAAGCAGGACCCGGACAAACAGCUGCUGUGCGAUGAGUGUGACAUGGCCUUCCACACAUACUGCCUCAACCCACCUCUCACCACCAUCCCAACUGAUGAGGACUGGUACUGCCCCGAGUGUCGGAAUGACGCGAGUGAGGUUGUCCUGGCUGGAGAGAAGCUGAAGGAAAGCAAGAAGAAAGCAAAGAUGGCGUCUGCCAGCUCGUCCAGCCAGAGAGAUUGGGGCAAAGGUAUGGCGUGUGUGGGCCGCACCAAACAGUGUACCAUCGUUCCCUCCAACCAUUACGGGCCUGUGCCAGGAGUCCCUGUGGGUACCCUCUGGAAGUUUAGAGUGCAGGUGAGUGAGUCUGGAGUCCACAGGCCUCACGUUGCAGGGAUCCAUGGCCGAAGCAACGACGGUGCUUAUUCUCUCGUGCUGGCUGGAGGCUAUGAGGACGACGUGGAUGAUGGUAACGAGUUUACAUACACGGGCUCCGGUGGUCGGGAUCUCUCUGGUAACAAGCGAACUGCCGAACAAUCCUGCGAUCAGAAACUCACCAAUAUGAACAGGGCGCUGGCUUUGAACUGCAACGCGCCGGUGAACGAGAAGGAUGGCGCCGAGGCAAAGGACUGGAAGGCGGGGAAGCCUGUGAGGGUGGUGCGCAGUUCUAAAGGCCGCAAGCACAGCAAAUACUGCCCAGAAGAUGGGAACAGAUAUGAUGGCAUUUACAAGGUGGUGAAGUACUGGCCAGAGAAGGGCAAGUCAGGAUUCCUAGUGUGGAGAUACCUGCUCAAAAGGAAUGACGAUGAACCUGCCCCGUGGACCCGGGAUGGCAAAGAACGCAUUAAAAAGCUUGGCCUCACCAUGCAGUAUCCUGAAGGUUAUCUGGAAGCAGUGGCAGCAAAGGAGAAGGAAAAGGAGAAUAAGAACGAGGACGAGGUGGCUGAAACGCCUACCAAGGGCAAGAGGAAGCGGAAAUCUCAGGCAGUUGAGGAUGAGGAGAAAACUUCACCACCUAAGAGCACAUCCAAGAAGGUCAAAGUGGAGGCCUACAAGCUGACCAAGGAGCAGAAGGCCCUGAUUAAGGAAGACGAGCUCAACAAGAAACUUUGGGAUGAGGCCAUGGAGUCUUUAAGUCUAGGACCAAGAUUCAUAAACAAGGUGGAGGAAGUUUUCCUGUGUAUCUGCUGCCAAGAAGUUGUUUACCAGCCCAUCACCACAGAGUGCCAGCACAAUGUCUGCAGGGAAUGUCUCCAGCGGUCCUUCAAAGCAGAGGUAUACUCCUGCCCCGCCUGCCGUCACGAUCUAGGAAAGAACUACCAGAUGACGGUGAACAAAGCUCUACAAGCCAUCCUGACCCAGCUGUUCCCCGGCUACAGCAGCGGCCGAUGAUGACCGUCUGUUACGACAAAACAUGCCGAGGAACUAGUAAGGGCAGUGCUGCGCAUCGAGACUGAAUUAAACACCACGAUAAAAGUCACCUUUCAAAUUAUUGAACAAGUCGUGAGCUAAUCAGGGCGUAGGGUCUCCCGUAACCCGUUAAAUUUGUUUGGUCCGAUUCUUAGCAGGGCUGAACUUCGUAACCUGCUCUCUUUUAUUUAGCCCAUCAGGUAGAUCUUCCCCUCCCAAUACACACCUUAUAUUAACAGACCUCUUAUAAUAGCUUUGUAGAGAUGUUUUUAGGUGUAGGAGCUUCCCGUUAUGAAAUGUAUUUUCUGAAUUACUCUGCACCAGCACAUCUUUUUGAAAAACCUUCCGCUACGCACAACUGCACUAUUUGCUUCUAGCAAAAAUCCUUUUUUUAAUUUUUUUUGGCCAGGGAUAAGUGGACAUAUUUUGAUAGCAGGUAUGUAGGCAUGCACUGGCAUCAGGAUCCUUUUAAAACAUUUGAUUCAGAUCAGAUUUUUGUCUAACAGCCGUGUAUCUUGACACCCCCUAGAAAGUAUUCCUUCAUGGGUGAUUUAACUAAAAGCUAAUCAGUUCUAUUAUAUUAAAAAUAUGCAUAAAAUGAGCUUGUUAUCCCUUAACUUUGUCUUGGCUUUGCUUUCUAACUACUGUAUGUGCUUAGAAAUUCCACUUUAUUAUUUUUGCUUUUGUUUUAUUCCCGUUAUGCAAUCCGGUUAUCCCUCGUUCUCCCACCAUGGACUUCAGAAGGAAACCGUCAGACUGUUAAUUCUCCGAACAAAUGAUCACCAAGUGCACCUCCUGUUCAGUGAAUAUUUAAUGACAUAUCUCAAAGUUCUUCACUUUGUUCUUAUCACACAAUAUUUGAUAAAUAAACGCCUAAGGCCAGAGAGUUUUGUUAUACCUCAAUAAUUUCUAAUAUUGCAUUGACUGGAAAUGUAUAUUCUGAAAUUGAAAUUGUAUAUUUUUUAGCACUUGUAUUUAGCAAUUUUAUGUAGUUUUAGGUGCUGUUUUUUUCUUGCACUGUGUUGAGUGCGAUAUUUUUCAAUAAACCUUAUUCCUUUUA